This is a messenger RNA of Acromyrmex echinatior (Panamanian leafcutter ant), 1462 nucleotides long. RefSeq lists its product as uncharacterized. Lineage: Eukaryota; Metazoa; Arthropoda; Insecta; Hymenoptera; Formicidae. The record is from RefSeq and is a predicted model, not a curated record.
AUUUAACAUUGUGUCUUAUAAAUAUCAGCUACAUGAUAAUUCAUAAUUGUUGUCUCUCUCUGUACAUCGAAAAUACGAGAUAACUCAUAUUCAGAUGCAAUCAACAUGUUAAUAUACUCGCUUUUAAUUUACAUUUACAUGCAAUUAAUAUUUAUUUGUAAUGCAUAUCUACGUUUAAUCAAAAACCAUUUAUUUUCUAUUUAAGAGAAAAAGCCCUUUUUAAUCAUAGAAUAAUCCAGUUGUGUAUAUACUCUUAUUAAUCAGAUAUGAGACAUUUCCCUUUCUAAUUUUAUGAGUACAAUCGACGGUGAGAUUUUAUGUGCAGAUACAACGUGUACGUUGAAUAUGGGAACGACCCUACUCGCUGUAAUAUUCAUUAUGGUAUUGUUCGCAACUGCAAAUAAUAUCAAUGAACAAUGCCAAGUUCAUAAUGAAAAGUGGAUUACGUGUAGCUGCAUCGGAAACGAGGUAUACGAAUUUUUUCUACCAGAAACAUACGAUUAUACGAACACUCUCAGCGUGUCGGUCACAGGAUGCGUUUCAGCGAAUCUUCAUUACUCCAGUUUUCCGGAGGCGAGCAAUAUCGAGGAAGUAAUAGUUCAAAAUAUCAGUGAUAGCCUGAGUUUUGACGUCUUUUUUUCGUCAAGCCAUAUGAAACUGUUGAAGCUCUCGAACAUUGGUCGGAUACCGAUGAUAUCGAGUCACACGUUCACGUACAUGAAAGCUAUUGACACGCUUGCAAUCGAGAAUACGCUUAUCGAGACUCUCGAGGAAGAUUUUGCCUAUAUCAAUAUCUCGCACUUCAUCAUGAUGAACGUUACGAUCGAGCGAGUAUCCUGCCUAAACGUUUCCGAAAAGGGCACGAAGUUGCGCAUAGUGAACAGCAAGCUGCAUAAUGUCAUGGAAACCUUGAAUUUCGCCAAUUUCUUAAACAUCGAGAUCAUUGGCUCCAAGUUCGAAAUGCAGAAACCGGGGCUAAUGUCUAUCCAAGGCGAUGUCGCCAUCGUAAAAAACAACAUUUUCUCGAACGUGAGCAUGAACUUGGUCACCACGACUGCCAUUGUGAUAAACGGCAUUUGCGCGGAUGGCAAGAGCACUCUGAGGCUCAGUUCGAGGAGUAUUGAUAGCACAGAUAACAGACUACCGAAUGAAAUAGCUUAUCCAGGAAACGAUCAGCGUGGAGAACCUCUCACGGAAUUUCUCACUAUUCGAAACAAUACGGUCUGCAAAGCAGGCAACUGCAAAUGUUCAAUAAGUAGCGGACAAGCUUCGUAUUCUAACCGCGUCAACAUAAUAUACAUUUUCUUGUUAACAGAGUUCAUAUUUAUACGCUAUCUUUGAUGCUUUUACUAUGUUGUAAUACUAACAUAUGAUCUGAGUCUGGCUAGAUAAAACCGGUUCGUGAAAAGUCAAUCUCGAUUCAAUAUUAUGAUCAAAAUAUAAAAUAAUUUAAAAAAAUAUA